AUUGGCCACUGAAACACAGAGUUCAAUUACUAUACUAAAUCCCAAAUUGGAGCGAAAUGGGAGUGAGCGUGCCUCGGAUCAAGCUGGGUUCACAGGGGCUUGAGGUCUCCAAACAAGGCCUCGGCUGUAUGGGCAUGUCAGCCAACUACGGCCAGCCCAAGCCUGAGCACGAGAUGAUCCAACUCCUCCACCACGCCAUCAACUCCGGCGUCACUUUUCUCGACACCUCCGACGUCUACGGUCCCCACACAAACGAAAUUCUUAUUGGCAAGGCUUUGAAAGGGGGAAUGAGGGAGAAAGUGCAAAUUGCUUCUAAGUUUGGGAUAGCGCGCAAGGAUGGGAUAAGGGAAGUACGUGGCGACCCUGAAUACGUGAGGUCUGCGUGCGAGGCAAGCUUGAAGCGUCUUGAUGUUGACUACAUUGAUCUCUAUUAUGUUCAUAGGAUUGACACUCGUGUGCCCAUCGAAGUUACGAUGGGAGAACUUAAGAAACUGGUUGAAGAAGGGAAGAUAAAAUAUGUUGGCCUCUCAGAGGCAUCUGUUUCAACAAUUAGAAGGGCUCAUGCUGUUCACCCAAUUACUGCGAUCCAGAAUGAAUGGUCACUGUGGUCAAGAGAUUUGGAACAAGAACUAGUUCCCAGUUGCAGAGAACUUGGCAUUGGAAUUGUUACAUACAGUCCACUUGGGCGUGGCUUCUUUUCAGUGGGUCCGGCGCUGAUGCAGAACUUACCAGCGAAUGACUUCCGCAAGCAAUUUCCAAGGUUCAAGGCCGAGAAUCUUGAAAUCAACAAGGUCGUGUACGAAAAGAUGAGUGAAAUAGCUACGAGAAAAGGCUGCACCCCUUCACAGCUGGCAUUGGCUUGGGUUCAUCACCAAGGAGAUGAUGUGUGCCCUAUACCUGGCACCACCAAGAUUCAAAACUUGAAUGACAAUAUUGGAGCUGUUGCACUGAAACUAACUCCCCAGGAGAUGACUGAGCUCUCUGCCUUGGCUGACAUGGUUAAUGGGGAGAGGCACUCGUUCAUGGCGAAUACAUGGAUAAAUUCCGAAACACCACCAUUGUCGUCUUGGAAAGUUGAUACCUGAGAUGCAUGAGACCACCUAUUGGUGCUAUAUUUCCUAUUUGCUGCAAGCAUAGUUACUUAGAGAAUCAUGCUUAUGCUUAUGCUUAUGAAAUUAAUUUAUCUUCUAUGUCACUGCUCUUCUUUGCAUUGUA
Messenger RNA from Salvia splendens (bonfire salvia), 1215 nucleotides. RefSeq names its product probable aldo-keto reductase 4. The record is from RefSeq and is a predicted model, not a curated record. The transcript has 5 exons. NCBI's taxonomy places the organism in Eukaryota, Viridiplantae, Streptophyta, Magnoliopsida, Lamiales, Lamiaceae. The coding region runs from base 57 to 1085 and encodes 342 amino acids. Gene Ontology annotation, cellular component: cytoplasm.